AGUGCUUUGGGAACUAGGGUAUGAAUGGCGGCCGUGGCUUGGCAGCUGAGAGCCCGUGUUCUUCGUAGGCAUUUCCAUCCGGCGCCAUCGAUCCGGCCGCCGUGCGCUCCUGCCGAGGCGCCAGUGAUCGGGAGCGAGGUCGGGCAUGGAGCACCUGCAGCAGAAUCGAUUUCUGGAUCGAUGGAGCUCAUGGCAGUCCCCAAAUCAAAGAUUUCCAAGUAUAAGAAGAAGCUAAGGAACAAUCCCAAGAACUUGAAGCCCAUUCCAGUGAUCGCCCAGUGCUCGAUUUGUGGAAGAUACAGACUUCCAAUGUACUUUUGCUGUAGUCCAUGGUUUCGAGCAAAGAAGGAUUUCAAAGUAUAAAUCAAAGCCACUUUUGUACA
Selaginella moellendorffii is the source of this 383-nucleotide messenger RNA. RefSeq lists its product as uncharacterized. Lineage: Eukaryota; Viridiplantae; Streptophyta; Lycopodiopsida; Selaginellales; Selaginellaceae. The transcript has 3 exons. Gene Ontology annotation, molecular function: structural constituent of ribosome. Gene Ontology annotation, cellular component: mitochondrial large ribosomal subunit. The record is from RefSeq and is a predicted model, not a curated record. Gene Ontology annotation, biological process: translation. Bases 25 to 363 code for a protein of 112 amino acids.